Messenger RNA from Ilex paraguariensis (yerba mate), 2313 nucleotides. NCBI's taxonomy places the organism in Eukaryota, Viridiplantae, Streptophyta, Magnoliopsida, Aquifoliales, Aquifoliaceae. The record is from the annotation of a GenBank genome assembly.
AUGGCAUUCACUUUUUUCUGUAAUGUUUCACUUCCUCUCUUGAUAAGCCUUAUGUUCUUCCUACCUCUGAUUACCAUCAAUUCAUCUGAGCCUCUGAUAUCAAGCUACAUUGUGCACACUGAUAGCCAAUCGAGGCCUUCUCGGUUCUCAACUCAAGAUGAUUGGUAUAGUUAUAUGAUCAAUACGUUCACUGACCAAAAAAUGGAAUCACAAUCUAGCUCUCGAAUUUUCUAUACAUACAAUGUAGUCUUCCAUGGCUUUGCAGCAAGAUUGACAGAUAAAGAGGCUAAAAAGUUCACAAAAGUGCCGGGAGUUUUGGCCGUUUUAGCAGACAAGGUCACGGUAAAGUUAGACACUACCCAGUCCCCAGAAUUUCUUGGUCUGCAUUUGGAUUAUGGCCUGUGGCCGGAGACCAACUUGGGUGAGAAUGUUAUAAUUGGCAUUGUAGAUUCUGGAAUUUGGCCGGAGAGUGACAGCUUCAAGGACACUGGGAUUGGACCAAUACCCUCUAGGUGGAAAGGUGCAUGUGAACAGGGAACUGAAUUCAAUUCUAGUCAUUGUAACAGGAAACUCAUUGGUGCAAGAUUCUUCCUCAAGGGUAUUGAGCACUACAUGUCUGACAGAUUAUUGGAAGAACUUGGCGAAUAUCGAUCCCCGCGAGAUGGAGUGGGACAUGGCACACAUACUGCUUCAACAGCAGCAGGAUCCGAGGUGGCCAAUGCUAAUGUAUUUGGUUUUGCUAAUGGCACUGCUCGAGGCAUCGCAACAAAGGCCAGGAUUGCCAUGUAUAAAGCCUGUGAGGUUUUAUGUUCCGAGUCUGACAUUUUUGCUGCCAUGGAAAGUGCUAUCAAUGAUGGUGUAGAUAUAUUGUCUGCCUCACUUGGAUCCCAAGAUGCACCAUAUUAUGAAAAUGCAAUGGCAAAAGCGGCCUUUGCAGCUGCAAAAAGGAACAUUUUUGUUUCCUGCUCAGCAGGAAAUCUCGGGCCUCAUGCGUAUUCUGUUCAUAACACAGCGCCAUGGAUGACCACCGUUGGUGCUGGAUCUAUAGAUCGUACUUUCCCGGUGACAGUUCAACUUGGAAACAACAAAACUUUAAUUGGCUCAUCUCUUUAUGGUAAGAAAAUCAAUACGGAUAGCUUUCCACUCGUUUAUCUAGGAGACUGCAUUGCUGCCAACAUGAUUCCUCAGAAUGUAAUGGGAAAGAUAUUAGUUUGCAAUGGCAGCAAACUCCAAGCCAUCAACGAUGAGCAUCUCAUUCAGGAAGCAGGUGGUGUCGGACUGCUUCAACUAAACCAUAUAACUGAAGGAGAAGGGCUCACAGCAAUUGCAUACACAUUGCCUGCUGCAACAUUGGGUUACCGCGAAGCCCUGGAGCUUGUCUCUUAUAUUAUCUCAACCAAAAAUCCCUUGGCGAGCUUCAAAUUUCAUAAUCGUACAGUGAUAGGGAAAGAGAGGGCCCCAAUCACCUCGAGUUUUUCUGCACGAGGUCCUAAUCCAAUUGUUCCAGAAAUCCUGAAACCCGAUCUUAUUGCCCCAGGUUUCAACAUUCUUGCAGCAUGGCCUCCUAAUAUUUCUCCAACCCGUUCUUCAUUUGACCCAAGGCGAGUGAAGUUCAAUACAGAUUCUGGAACAUCAAUGUCCUGCCCACAUGUUGCUGGUGUUGCUGCAUUGCUCCGUGCUGCUCACCCCAAUUGGUCCUCUGCAGCGGUCAGGUCAGCACUCAUGACCACCUCCACAGCAACUGACAAUCAGUAUCGUUUGAUUGCUAGAUAUGAAGAUUUGGAGCCAGCAACUGCACUUAGCAUCGGAUCUGGACAUGUUAAUCCACAAUUGGCUUCAGAUCCAGGGCUAAUUUACGAUGCAGAUAUAUCAGAUUACAUCAGGUUUUUGUGCAGCGUGAACUACACCGAAAAGCAGAUGAAAUUUUUUGUAGAGGCAUCAAAACCUUGCUCAGGACCAGCAGGUUCUCCGGGAGAUCUUAACUAUCCAUCAUUCUCCGUGGUAUUCAGGCCUAACAGCUCCGUUCAAGAGUUAAAGAGAACAUUGACCAAUGUUGGGGAGCUUCUGCCAGAGGUGUACAAAGUUAGAAUUGUCCAUCAUAAGGUUAAAAAGGCAAAUGUAACUGUGAAACCACAGAAGUUGAUCUUCAACAAAUCUUUCGAGAAGCAAAGCUACAAAGUCAGAUUCCAGAGCAACUAUGUCUUCAAUAAGAGCGGUACCACUGUGGAACAAAUGGCUUUUGGGUCCAUUUCAUGGGAAAGUGAGGGCCAUGUUGUUAGGAGUCCGUUUUCAGUGUUGUGGCUACAGUCGUAG